CCAAAGCCGAGGAGCUCAGCAUCGCCUUACCCCGUACUUACCCCGUACCUCCCUUGCUUUUGUACCCUGGGGGUCAGCCUUGCCUUACUUCCAUACUUACCCCAUAAAACCCUUGGUUUUGUAGCCCUGAGGGUCCGUCCCUCCUUACUUCCACACUUACCCCAUAAAUCCCUUGAUUUUGAACCCCUGAGGGUCAGUCUCACCCCAUACUUACCCCUUAGAUCCCUUGGUUUUGUAGCCCUGAGGGUCAGCCUCUCCUUACUUCCAUACUUACCCCAUAAAUCCCUUGAUUUUGAACCCCUGAGGGUCAGUCUCACCCCAUACUUACCCCUUAGAUCCCUUGCUUUUGUACCCCUGAGGGUCAGCCUCUCCUUACUUCCAUACUUACCCCAUAAAACCCUUGGUUUUGUAGCCCUGAGGGUCAGCCUCUCCUUACUUCCAUACUUACCCCAUACCCCUUGCUUUUAUACCCCCGAGGGUCAGUCUCGCCCCAUACUUACCCACACAUCCCUUGCUUUUGUAGCCCUGAGGGUCAGCCUUGCCUUACUUCCAUGCUUACCCCCCACCCCUUACUUUUGUCCUGAGGGUCAGCCUUGCCUUACCCCAGAGUACAAAAGUCGCUGGGUGCAGUUCUGAGCUGGCUGCCCUUAAAAGGGUGGGGAACAUGGUUGUGGUCACAUAAGCUGCACACGCUUCUGCAGUCCUGCCCUUGGAUCUCGACCUUUCAGCGAGGUACGACACGUGGCGUUGUCUUGGGCUGCUGCCACCGUCCCAGCAGGACAUGUCUGGCUGCCCCUGGCCCAGGGCUGGGCUGUCUGGGAGCUGCCACGCACUUACAACAGUGGGUGCACAGGGAAGCAUGUGCUGUGAAGAAAGAGAUCCUCCGAGUGAGACGGUUUUCUACUUUGAAUCAGUCCGGGGGCAAAAAACGUCUCUUAAGAAGCUGGAAAACUAUGUGGCAGCGAUGGUGCUCAGCGCAGUUGCUGACACGCUGGGCUAUAACAAUGGGAAGUGGGAGUUCCAGCAGAGUGGCCCAGCCAUCCACAGGGAGCUGGCAGAGCUGGGGGGGGUUGGCAACUUGAGCAUCGAAGGUUGGAGAGUCAGCGAUGACACGGUGAUGCACUUGGCCACGGCCGAAGCCCUCCUAGCUGCUGGACGUUACCCCAGGCUACAGGAUCUCUACUCUCUGCUUGCAAAGAACUACAAGGAGUGCAUGAAUGACAUGGAGGGCAGAGCUCCAGGUUUGACGUCUAUGGAAGGCACAAAGAAGCUGCGCCCGGAGAAGCCGAACGGCUGGAGGAUCCCGUUCAACCCGCGGGCGGGAGGCUGCGGGGGUGCCAUGCGCGCCAUGUCCAUCGGGCUGCGCUUCUACCACCCCGAUGAGCGGCACACCCUGCUCCAAGUCAGCAUCGAGAGCGGCCGCAUGACCCACCACCACCCCACAGGCUACCUGGGGGCCCUGGCCUCAGCCCUCUUCACGGCCUAUGCGGUGAACGGCGUGCCCCCCCAGGCCUGGGGCAAGGGGCUGCUGGACACGCUGCCGCGGGCGAAAACUUACGUGCGGAACAGCGGCUUCUUCGUGAAGGAGAACAUGGAGCACUGGUACUACUUUGAAGAACAGUGGAGAAGAUACCUGGUGGGGAGGGGCAUAUCAGAUGGGGUCUCGUUGCCCACCUUCCCCGCCAAGUACGGCGUGGAAGAGAGGGACAAGUUCUACACAUCGCUGAGCUACGACGGCUGGGCGGGCAGCAGUGGGCACGACGCCCCCAUGAUCGCCUACGACGCGCUGCUGGGCGCGGGCGACUCCUGGACUGAGCUGGCUCUCCGCGCCUUCUUCCACGGGGGCGACAGCGACUCCACUGCCGCCAUCGCAGCCUGCUGGUGGGGGGUCAUACAUGGCUUCAAGGGGGUUCCCCUGCCCCUCUAUGCCCACCUGGAGUACAAGGACCGCCUGGAGAAGGUAGCCAAGGGCUUGUACGAGCUCUAGGCAGGGGGCAGCACGGGCGCGCUUACCCACCGCCCCUCCCCGCUUGCUCUGCAGACCCACUGGAUUAAAGCUUGUGAGCCUUUUCUCUCUG
Pipra filicauda (Wire-tailed manakin) is the source of this 2078-nucleotide messenger RNA. RefSeq names its product ADP-ribosylarginine hydrolase (gene ADPRH). Gene Ontology annotation, molecular function: ADP-ribosylarginine-[protein] hydrolase activity; magnesium ion binding. The transcript has 4 exons. Bases 782 to 1987 code for a protein of 401 amino acids. The record is from RefSeq and is a predicted model, not a curated record. Gene Ontology annotation, biological process: protein de-ADP-ribosylation. NCBI's taxonomy places the organism in Eukaryota, Metazoa, Chordata, Aves, Passeriformes, Pipridae.